UUAAGAUUGAAAUCAUAAAUAAUAAUAUGAGCAACAAGCCCCUUUUGUAUGAAGAUGUGUCUGAAGAUUUGUUAGAUGAGAACGCUUCUGUUUUAAGUGUUCAUGUCUCGAAGAGUUUACAUAAGAACAUGGCAGCUAAUCCUUUCAGAAGAAGGUUUAAGAGUGAAGAACUCAUUGAACCCUUUUCCUGUUCUGUUCGGCUAUUACCUUAUUUUGCUGAUUUACGUAAAGAAGUUUCUCCAAUUAAAAAUAGUGUAAAAUUUGUUGAUAAUGGAUUUUCUUGAAAGGAAAUAACAUGACAGCGACACCCCACUAAAUCAAAGCUACAAAGUGAUAUAAAGGACUUACUCCAGCAAGCCAUUAGACUCAGAAGCUCUUCCAUACCCCACCCCACUCAUAAAUCCCCUCCAAAUGCCAAAUCCCACUCUCCAUCUCAAGAAAUCCUCAUAACAAUGAACGACAUAAACAGUGCCUAAUAUCUAAAUUUUCCUAACCCCUCUAACACUCCACUUCCUCCUCCCCUAACAAAUCAUAAACCCCCACCCCUUCAUCCCCCCUAAAAAAUCCCAAAAGAGGCUUUUCAACGUAAUUUUCAUUCUUUUCCUAUUCUUCAGAUUUUAAACGAGUAAUUUUUACGCAGAUUUAGAAUUUAGAGUAGAAUCUGGGCGUUUAGGGGAGAAAUUUUGGUCAGAUUUUGAAUGGAGGUGGUAGACUGAGGGAUUUGUGAGGGGUUGGGCAUGAAGAGAUAGGGGGUGGGCAGGUUAUUGGGAAUUGGGGAAGGGUGGGGAAUUUUUGUGGAGAGGUUUGUUUAGGGUGGGAAGUGGGGGAUUUUAUGUAAGGGAGUGGUAAAAAGUAGGUUUUAAAGGAGGGGGUAGAUGAGGGAGGAGUUUUUCAUGGUUUAGUUCUGUUUUAUAGGGUUUAUAGUAAAGUUUGGUGCCAGUUAGUCUUGGCUAAUUUUCAGCAAAUUGAUUAGUUAGCACCUCAAGUAUAUCAUCCAUUCAACCAUCCUCCCAUUUACUUAUAAUCCUCAGCCUCUCUUCCACAGUCACAAUCUUACUUUGACAUAAACUAUGCUAAAAGACUCACUUCAACAGGAAAAUGAAAUAAUGCUCCUAAUUCUCGCCUCAAAACGAAAAUACUUUAACAAUUUAUAACAAUCCUUUCUUCCCCUACUCCCACUUAUACCAAAUCUUCUAUAACCCUCAAGCCACCUUCUUCCACUAUCCCUUCCCCCAACCCUCAUUUCCCUUAACCCCCACUUUUCUUCCAGUCUUAAAACCCAGCCAAAUCCCUUCUCUUCAACCGCUUUACCCUCAUUUG
This is a messenger RNA of Moneuplotes crassus, 1320 nucleotides long. Lineage: Eukaryota; Ciliophora; Spirotrichea; Euplotida; Euplotidae. The record is from the annotation of a GenBank genome assembly.